This is a messenger RNA of Coregonus sp. 'balchen', 12946 nucleotides long. Lineage: Eukaryota; Metazoa; Chordata; Actinopteri; Salmoniformes; Salmonidae. The record is from the annotation of a GenBank genome assembly.
CCUGCCUCCGCGCGCAUCGUUCAGUACCGUUACAUGAGCAUAUCAGAGGACCGUCACGAGCCAUCAUGUCCAGACAGAGCCUGGCGUGCGCUAUCGCCAUUCUCGCAGUGCUUUUGUCGGGAUCCUCCCUCGCCAGCCGCAAACUUCUAGUGUUCCUCAUCGAUGGAUUUCGAUAUGAUUACAUGGACGAUCUGCAAAGUUUGCCUGGGUUUAAAGAGAUAAUGGAUAAUGGGGUCAAAGUGGAUUAUAUGACCCCCGACUUCCCCAGCCUUUCAUACCCCAAUUACUACUCACUAAUGACAGGUGAGAUGAUUUUACCUGACUGUGCCUCAAAGUUACAGCUGUGAAAAAAUAUAGAUUAGGCUACAAAAGGUUGACCAUGAUUGAUCACCAAAUAAGAUUUUAAGAACAUGGAGCCAUUUCUUUGUUAUCUUGGACAUAUAGUGUGAACAAAUAGUAAGUUCACAGGUGGAAUCCAUUUGAACCUUUAUUGCUUGCCUGAACAAAUAGGAUAUAGUGACAGUGGAGUUUAAACUUUGAUGUUUAUGUAUAAAGUUGUAAAGUAGCGUGUUGUACUCUGUUGUGGCAACACUGAAAUAAUAAUUGGUCAAUCAUUCUCAUCAAUAUUGUUGCAGAAUGAUACAUUGUUAAUGAAUGAUUUGAUAACUUGGGUUUAGAAAUGAUCAACCCAACAAUGAAUGAAAGGAAACUUUACACCAUGGAAUGGAAGGCAGAUGAGAUAACAUUUCAGAAGUAGGCCAUACUCUGUAAACUUUGUGUAGACAUUGACAGUAGCCUAAUGCAGUGAUGGAUGUAUAAUACAUCCAUUGAUGGACAGGAGCCUGGCACAGCUUUCCUGGGUCCUCAAGCAGUAGGACUCUGCCUCGUCAGUAGCAGAGCCCCACGCGCCUCUCCCCCCUGGCAACCACACUGUCUCUAUUGUAUCACUUACAUAUGGUAUGAGUGAAAACAAGGGACAACCAGAGCCAUGUAUUUAUAGAGUUGGGCCAAUCCGGUUUCUGCAUUAUGAUGCAUUUACAUGACAUUACAACAUUCUAUGACAGCCAUGUUAGCUCCCCAUUAACAUUACAUGGGGAAUAUUUAAAUAGUGCUGUCUCGAAAUGUCUAGAAUUAGAAAAAUAUUCAAAAUUCUAAAAGUUGGCCUAACUCUAAAUAUAUGGCUCUGGGGACAACUAGUUAAAGUUUAAAUCACUUUACUAACCCAAAGCAACAACAACGUUUACAGUUUGCCACAGAACACAAUCCGUCAGUUUCGUUAAUACAGUAACAAUAACCAUACGAUACAUACUUAACAACAUACCCGAGCCGACUAGGUGAAAAUCUUGCGAUGUGCCCUUGAGCAAGGCACUUAACCUAAUUGCUCCUGUAAGUCGCUCUGGAUAAGAGCGUCUGCUAAAUGACUAAAAAUGUAAAAAAAAUACACUGCUUUGCACCUGAUCAGUUCUCUCACAUACUUAACAACAUACACUGCUUUGCACCUGAUCAGUUCUCUCACUGGACCUCUUCAGAGUCCUGGUAGAGAACGACACCAUCACUGACAGUGUAGUAGUGACAUAACAACAGAUGUAGGUAGGUAGUAGUGGUGGUCUUAUAUAGGGGCUUUAUGUUGUGUUUGGUGACAUUUAUGCUUAUAAUAUAUGUAAGGAGUGCCUGCUCACUUCAGUAAAAACAGCCCUGGUCUGUAUGGCUCCUCAGUCAGCGGCUGUAGGCUAUCUCAGUAAUAACAGCCCUGGUCUGUAUGGCUCCUCAGUCAGCGGCUGUAGGCUAUCUCAGUAAAAACAGCCCUGGUCUGUACGGCUCCUCAGUCAGCGGCUGUAGGCUAUCUCAGUAAAAACAGCCCUGGUCUGUACGGCUCCUCAGUCAGCGGCUGUAGGCUAUCUCAGUAAAAACAGCCCUGGUCUGUACGGCUCCUCAGUCAGCGGCUGUAGGCUAUCUCAGUAAUAACAGCCCUGGUCUGUAUGGCUCCUCAGUCAGCGGCUGUAGGCUAUCUCAUUAAUAACAGCCCUGGUCUGUAUGGCUCCUCAGUCAGCGGCUGUAGGCUAUCUCAGUAAUAACAGCCCUGGUCUGUAUGGCUCCUCAGUCAGCGGCUGUAGGCUAUCUCAGUAAUAACAGCCCUGGUCUGUAUGGCUCCUCAGUCAGCGGCUGUAGGCUAUCUCAGUAAUAACAGCCCUGGUCUGUAUGGCUCCUAAGUCAGCGGCUGUAGGCUAUCUCAGUAAUAACAGCCCUGGUCUGUAUGGCUCCUCAGUCAGUGGCUGUAGGCUAUCUCCACUCCAGGCUGAACCCCUGGCAGAGAGAGAGCAGAGGGGCAGAGGGGCAGAGGGGAGAGCAGUAAAGCCCCAAAGACAACAGAUUCUGUCAAAUCCCUCCCAAUCGCCAGAUCACUUUGUGGAUGAUUUGCUGAUGUAAGUUGUUUUGGUAGAGCACAUUCCCCUCAACAAAGCCACGGCUCAGGCUACUACCACCAUUUUGUGCACAGGCAUUAGCAACAUAACCAAACAGAGCUGACAAAGGCCAUCUGACACAGGGCCCUCCAGUUACCCCGAGCAUCUGACACAGGGCCCUCCAGUCACCCCGAGCAUCCGACACAGGGCCCUCCAGUUACCCCGAGCAUCCGACACAGGGCCCUCCAGUUACCCCGAGCAUCCGACACAGGGCCCUCCAGUUACCCCGAGCAUCUGACACAGGGCCCUCCAGUCACCCCGAGCAUCCGACACAGGGCCCUCCAGUUACCCCGAGCAUCUGACACAGGGCCCUCCAGUUACCCCGAGCAUCUGACACAGGGCCCUCCAGUCACCCCGAGCAUCCGACACAGGGCCCUCCAGUUACCCCGAGCAUCCGACACAGGGCCCUCCAGUCACCCCGAGCAUCCGACACAGGGCCCUCCAGUUACCCCGAGCAUCUGACACAGGGCCCUCCAGUUACCCCGAGCAUCCGACACAGGGCCCUCCAGUCACCCCGAGCAUCCGACACAGGGCGCUCCAGUUACCCCGAGCAUCCGACACAGGGCGCUCCAGUUACCCCGAGCAUCUGACACAGGGCCCUCCAGUUACCCCGAGCAUCCGACACAGGGCCCUCCAGUCACCCCGAGCAUCCGACACAGGGCCCUCCAGUUACCCCGAGCAUCCGACACAGAGCCCUCCAGUCACCCCGAGCAUCCGACACAGGUCCCUCCAGUCACCCCGAGCAUCUGACACAGGGCCCUCCAGUUACCCCGAGCAUCCGACACAGGGCCCUCCAGUUACCCAGGGCAUCUGACACAGGGCGCUCCAGUCACCCAGGGCUAGACUAGAGCCAUGCAUAAGGGGCUAUUUCAAAGCUGAUGGAGCUUUUCAGAGACACGUUUAUUUGGAGGGAGUCAGGGAAGGGGGCUACUUGUGAGAGUAUACUGUACAGACACAUAGAAAGAGGAGAGAGUACUUCUUACUGUCCUCCUGUAUAUUAUUAAACACAUUCUCUGGUACUUUUGUAUACUUUGUAGCCAGUAGUUCUAAAAGUCGCGCUCACAAGCCAAAAGUAGUCCCCGAAAAAUUGCGUGAAACAUCACAUACAGUGGGGAAAAAUAGUAUUUAGUCAGCCACCAAUUGUGCAAGUUCUCCGACUUAAAAAGAUGAGAGAGGCCUGUAAUUUUCAUCAUAGGUACACGUCAACUAUGACAGACAAAAUAAGAAAAAAAAUCCAGAAAAUCACAUUGUAGGAUUUUUUAUGAUUUUAUUUGCAAAUUAUGGUGGAAAAUAAGUAUUUGGUCAAUAACAAAAGUUUCUCAAUACUUUGUUAUAUACCCUUUGUUGGCAAUGACACAGAUCAAACGUUUUCUGUAAGUCUUCACAAGGUUUUCACACACUGUUGCUGGUAUUUUGGCCCAUUCCUCCAUGCAGAUCUCCUCUAGAGCAGUGAUGUUUUGGGGCUGUCGCUGGGCAACACGGACUUUCAACUCCCUCCAAAGAUUUUCUAUGGGGUUGAGAUCUGGAGACUGGCUAGGCCACUCCAGGACCUUGAAAUGCUUCUUACGAAGUCACUCCUUCGUUGCCCGGGCGGUGUGUUUGGGAUCAUUGUCAUGCUGAAAGACCCAGCCACGUUUCAUCUUCAAUGCCCUUGCUGAUGGAAGGAGGUUUUCACUCAAAAUCUCACGAUACAUGGCCCCAUUCAUUCUUUCCUUUACACGGAUCAGUCGUCCUGGUCCCUUUGCAGAAAAACAGCCCCAAAGCAUGAUGUUUCCACCCCGAUGCUUCACAGUAGGUAUGGUGUUCUUUGGAUGCAACUCAGCAUUCUUUGUCCUCCAAACACGACGAGUUGAGUUUUUACCAAAAAGUAAUAUUUUGGUUUCAUCUGACCAUAUGACAUUCUCCCAAUCCUCUUCUGGAUCAUCCAAAUGCACUCUAGCAAACUUCAGACGGGCCUGGACAUGUACUGGCUUAAGCAGGGGGACACGUCUGGCACUGCAGGAUUUGAGUCCCUGGCGGCGUAGUGUGUUACUGAUGGUAGGCUUUGUUACUUUGGUCCCAGCUCUCUGCAGGUCAUUCACUAGGUCCCCCCGUGUGGUUCUGGGAUUUUUGCUCACCGUUCUUGUGAUCAUUUUGACCCUACAGGGUGAGAUCUUGCGUGGAGCCCCAGAUCGAGGGAGAUUAUCAGUGGUCUUGUAUGUCUUCCAUUUCCUAAUAAUUGCUCCCACAGUUGAUUUCUUCAAACCAAGCUGCUUACCUAUUGCAGAUUCAGUCUUCCCAGCCUGGUGCAGGUCUACAAUUUUGUUUCUGGUGUCCUUUGACAGCUCUUUGGUCUUGGCCAUAGUGGAGUUUGGAGUGUGACUGUUUGAGGUUGUGGACAGGUGUCUUUUAUACUGAUAACAAGUUCAAACAGGUGCCAUUAAUACAGGUAACGAGUGGAGGACAGAGGAGCCUCUUACAGAAGAAGUUACAGGUCUGUGAGAGCCAGAAAUCGUGCUUGUUUGUAGGUGACCAAAUACUUAUUUUCCACCAUAAUUUGCAAAUAAAUUCAGAAAAAAUCCUACAAUGUGAUUUUCUUGAUUUUUUUCUUCUCAAUUUGUCUGUCAUAAUUGACGUGUACCUAUGAUGAAAAUUACAGGCCUCUCUCAUCUUUUUAAGUGGGAGAACUUGCACAAUUGGUGGCUGACUAAAUACUUUUUUUCCCCACUGUAUGUGCGCCACGUCAUUGCUCUCUUUCUCUCGCUCUGCUGUGUGUGCAACUUGCUAGCUGUCACUCAAAUGGCGAGGAACCAGUAGCGGUGCAUGGGUAAAAUCACUGGGGAAGCCAAGCCAGGAACAAAAUGCCAUAUUACAACCGUUGUGUUGUGACAAUUAGAAGACACAGUGGCAGAAUAAAUUCAACUACACCUUUGUUUCAUCACAAAACCGGAGAACAACAUCUGUCUGGUGAAGUCCACAAAGCAUAUUGCAUGUAACAAACAGUUACAUGACCUACAGCAUGGUCAAGCAAGGUAAUGUUUCCGACAUUUUCGGAUUACUAAACAACUAUUGAUUUAGAAACACAGAGAGUUAGAGCAAGUCGCAAAGAAAACAGGAGCUGCCUCCACUAUCUCAGCACCAUUUCAACUUCAACAUCAUCUAAUCACCUAUGCUGAUUUCUGUGCGGGCGUGCAAGUACAAAAAACAUGUUGACUCACCCUACUUGUAGAUAAACGCCAAAUCCAUCCUCCUCUCUUUCAUGUUGCCGAAACACACUUUUAGUUUUUGUUGUCCUAGGCUACCUGGCUACAAUGCUUGCUCGCUAGCCUAACUUCCAUUCAUGGGCAACAAUACGCCAGGCCAGCUAGUUCACAUUAGCCUACUACUUCUAGCUACAUGUUGAACUUCUAUCCUCUCAGGCUAGGGGCACAACAAUGUAUGAAUUUAUGGAUGGAUCAGAAUCGCCAUUGUGAUCCUUGGCCUACAGAGAAUUAAGUAAAACCACAAGUCCAAAUCCCUAUCUCCAUCCAAUGGCUAAUUUAGGAAAGGGCCAUUUUAGCUAGCUAGCCACCGGAGGACAACGACACAAGGGGAUGCAACAAUAAAACAUUUCUGUCAAUGAUGUUUGGCUUUUGAUGUGAUGUGAUUGGUGUGAAGCCAAAUCCUAACCUGCUUCCUUUGACACUUUAUUUUGGUGUGCCAGGACCAUUCACAGUUGAACUCACUCAGUUUAGCUCAACGCUGAUUGGCUAUUAUAAAAAUAUAUAUAAUUUAAAGGGAGGCCAAAUGUUCACUGGCUUCCCUUGCAUUCAAUGCUACUGGCGGCAUUAAUGUAAUACUCUUUUUGACCAGACAGCAUCAGGUAGAUGGGCUACACAUACGGAGACAGAGGGGGCGCUGUUUCACUCGCUCGGAUGCUUUCUCCGGAGAGAUACAUUCAGCCUCUUGCAAAUUGAAGGAGAAUUAUGAAACACAGAGAGACGAAAGCUACAUUUUAAAUUGUAUUUAAAAUAUGUUUUUCUUGGUAAAUCUUUUGGAGAAGCCUGGUAUCCCUUGGCACCCAUGAAUACAUGCCACUGGUUGGAACUCAAAUUGCUUGGGGGUUGGUCCACCUGGGGGGAAAUAGCGCUGGACAGCUUCCAGUAAACAGUCGCUUUCAAACUAGGGAUUUCGUGCCUAAUUGAGGUAAAACAGUAAUUCUUCUCAUAGAUUAUGCAUGUAUGAACUACACAUUGACACAUCCAGCCCAAAGCGGGAGGUUUUAAAAAUACUUUGUAGUCGCCAGUCUUUAAUUGACUGCCUCUGAGCUGAGAAAAGGCCAGGUGUCACUACAUGAGAAUAUGUUUUGGGCAUUUGUAUAUUACUUGUGAAAUUGUUAUUUAUUGUGGGUACUUUUCUGCACGUUCCACACUUCACACAGGUGGUACUGUCAAUUUAACGUUUCCCUCACACUCCCAAUGGAAUUUGCAGGUCAUUCUGAAGACCAACCUUUGGUCAUUGUAUAAUCUGUAAAGCACAUGACACAGGAGGGACUGAGGGAAGAGAGUGGUAUGGUCUUUUGGGAACUUUUGGGGAGGGGGGGGGGGGGGCAGUAUUUCCCCUGAAACGCUGCAGUAAAUAACAUUAAUAAUGUACAAAUAUGUUCCUUCUAGCAUCUCUAUACAGUACAUACGUGUGUUCUGAAGCUAAGUCAACCUAUUAUAACAGGUAGCCUUAUAAAAGUCCUGUACUGGCCCCCAUUCACCCUGUCAGUGCUAUUUAUAGGCCCCUGUAGCUCAGUUGGUAGAGCGUGGCGCUUGCAACGCCAGGGUUGUGGGUUCGUUUACCACGGGGGGCCAGUAUGAAAAUGUAUGCACUCACUAAUUGUAAGUCUCUCUGGAUAAGAGCAUCUGCUAAAUGACGAAAACGUAAAUGUAUUUAAACUGAACCUCACAUUUCCAUAGAGACUACUGCAGGUGGCUAACAAAACACAGCUGCAGUUUGGAUUGUUUUUCUCAGAGGAAAAACUCUUGGCAGAGCUGUGCCGCUGACCUACCAAAAGGAUUCAGAGCAUUUAUUUGAGUAAUUUCUGAUUGUCGUAACUCUGCUAACCAACUGUGUCUCCAAAGGCAGAUAAGAAAACAAAAGCCCCUAGAUUAGCUGCAUUCCUGGCAUCUGAGUUUAAUAAGGAACCACAUAGUUGCAUGAGCGCCUCUAAAAACAGCAAUGGCAGUAUUGAAGGGGUUGUUAAAAUAAAAGAUGUGGCCUUGCUCAACGUGUUGUCGUGUAUGAGGUUUGACUGUAGUUGUGUUAGUGUUGUGUUAUGAGUUGUGACUGUAGUUGUGUUAGUGUUGUGUUAUGAGUUGUGACUGUAGUUGUUUUAGUGUUGUGUUAUGAGUUGUGUUAUGAGUUGUGACUGUAGUUGUGUUAGUGUUGUGUUAUGAGUUGUGACUGUAGUUGUUUUAGUGUUGUGUUAUGAGUUGUGACUGUAGUUGUGUUAGUGUUGUGUUAUGAGUUGUGACUGUAGUUGUGUUAGUGUUGUGUUAUGAGUUGUGACUGUAGUUCUGUUUUAGGUUAAGUGUCCUGUUUGUGUUGUGAGUUGUGUGAUACCAGGUAGUGUGAGCCUGCUAGGGAAAGGGAGGAUGAGACACUGCUGUGUGUGUGGAUGACCUUGAGUCUGUGUGUGUUUUGUAAGGGUUGGGGAGAAAGCACUCGCUGUCUCAACUAAAUUGAACCUAGAGAAUUGAGCAAUAAUCCAACUUUAACGAAUGAAGACGGCAGCGCUCACGGAGAUAAUCAUUUAUGUUGUUUUAUUGCAUCAUAUCAGUCCCAGGCAACCCUUUUUAGUUGCAGGUAGAAUCCUUUUGGUUUCAGGUAGAACCCUUUUGGGUUCCAGGUAGAACCCUUUCUACAGAGGGUUCUACAUGAAUCCCAAAAGGGUUCUACCUGGAACCAAAAAGGGUUCUACCUGCAACCAAAAAGGGUUCUUCAAAGGGUUCUCCUAUGGGGACAGCCGAAUAACCAUUAAAGGUUCUAAAUAGCACCUUUUUUUUCUAAGAGUGUAGGUUAACUGGCUGAAACAGGCCCUUGCCUGGGACUGAUAUGAUGGUUCCAGGUAUGAUGGUUCCAGGUAGAACCCUUUUGGGUUCCAGGUAGAACCCUUUUGCGUUCCAGGUAGAACCCAAAAGGGUUCUCCUAUGGGGACAGCUGAAGAACCAUUUUGGAACCCUUUUUUCUAAGAGUGUAGGCUCCGUGACCAAAAAGCAUCCGCCUGACUGCCGUUAUGCAAUACAUCAUAUCUUGUGAGUGAUUUUGUGAAUGCUGGCUGUGUUUAAAGCACUGGGGGGUUAGCCAGCAAACUUAACAUUACCCAAUGUCCCACAACAAAUACACAACAGUCAAAUUACAGUUCAACGGGUUGUUUAAUGAAAAUAGCUGAAGUAUUAACCAACUUAGUUAACAUCUAAAUGAUGGUUUAGAACUGACACUCAGCUGUAGACAACAGUUUUCAGUCACAGGAACCCUUUUGGAUCGAGCUGGAUAGAAAUUAGCAGCUGGGCCAGAAAUACUUAAAUGUCCUUAUAAAGCUGGUACACAUCACUACACAUCACUACUCUCCCUUGAGUCUUUGCCCAUAAAAAGUCUUAUCCAUGUCCAUAUCUAACUUCUGAAAUAAAAAAGAAAUUUCUGGGUUUUCAGGCCGGUACUGUGAAGUGCACCAAAUGACAGGGAAUUACAUGUGGGAUCAGCGCUCUCUCAAGGAAUUCCUAAUUGGCACCAACCAAGACAGUCGGCUGCCAAUGUGGUGGGACGGGUCUGAGCCCAUCUGGGUAACCAUGCAGAAACUCGGGAAGAAAGUCUUCAUGUACUAUUGGCCCGGUAAGGACACUCUGGCACAUUUCAGAAUGAUCAGAGCUUUGGAAAUAGAUAAAUACAUAAAUACAGUAAGGCCCCCAGUGGCAUUACAUUGUUUUGGAUAUAAUUAUAAUUAUUCAAGCAUUUCAAAUGUUUUGUCUACCAGUCAUAUCAAGAACACAGGAUUCAGAUGCUGUAUAUUCUGGAAUCAAACUAAAUGCCUUCCAUUGAUGUACAUUCCAAUUGGAUCAUUGAGAUGAACUCAAGUGUGAACCUUCUAGAAGCACAGUGAUCAGUGAUGUGACACCUGUUAUCUACUGUCUUGUUAUCAGGUUGUGAGGUGGAGAUUCUGGGUGUGAGAUCUUCGUUCUGUGAGGAAUACGUCUACAAUCCCACAGAGAAAAAUCUGACAGAUUCUAUUGAAAGUGCUCUCGAUGCUUUACGGUAAGAAAUGGAGGUGUUUUGGAAUCAGCCAGGUUUGGAAUGUAGUGCCAUUCUGUUGUGUAGUAACACCAUAACAACAAACCUGUGUUUACUUCAUCAGUAGUGGCAGAGCAGACAUGGCUGCUGUGUACUAUGAGAAGAUUGACGUAGAGGGGCAUCACUAUGGCCCCAUGUCUUCUCAGGUGAAGACUGCUGUUCAGAGGCUGGACGUCGCCUUCCAGGCGCUAAACCAAAAGAUUAAGGUUAGGCCCUAUAUUGUUUUCCAAACAUUGAAAAGAGAGUAAAAAUUAACUACUCAAUCCAGCAAAAAUGUUUCCAUGCUACAAUGAUUUGUACAAAGUAACAGAUAUAGCCUGCUGAUUGUGGUCAGAAUGUUGAGCGUACAUUGUGACCAGAGGGCCUUGGUCAAAAGUAGUGCACUAUAUAGGGAAUAGGGUGCCAUUUGAGUCGCAGCCUUUGAUCUAAACAGGUUACCACCACCCUGCUGUAUUUCAGGAGAAGAACCUGCGUGACGAGCUGAACGUCAUCAUGUUUUCCGACCAUGGGAUGACAGAGAUCAAGUGGAUGGAGAAAGUCAUUGAGCUUGUGACGUACAUAAACAUGUCUGACGUUGUCAAGAUGAUGGACAGGGGGCCUGUCGUCAGUCUGUGGCCAAAACAAGCUAAAUAUGAGGAGGUGAAUUGCUUUCCAUUUCUGUCAUCCAUACAGGCCAAUUGUCUUUCAACCCAGCCAAGGACACUGGAAAAAACAUGCGUCCCUGAUUUCUCCUCUCUACCAUAGUAAACAGAAACAAACAUGUAAUGUUGGCACAUUUAGUAACUUGUUUACACUUCCCUGUCAAAAAACAAACAUUUCCAAACUGUUCAAAGUUUGAUCCGUAACAAUGUAUAUGAAAGGCCUCAGUCAAGCCAGCCAUAACUUCUGUAGCAAAAUUUACAGGAGAAGGUCCCAUAUGUCAUUACCAUGGGGUUACUUACUGCCCAAUAGAGUGGGAUGCAAUUUGUAGCUACACCUCUCCCUGAGCAAAACAGGGAGAGAAAGCCUUUAAUAGAAUGUAUAGUGAAUCUGAGUUGUGUUGAUGGCAGGUCUACACAGUACUGAGCAGUGUACGGAACAUGAAUGUCUACAGGAGGAAUCAGGUCCCUGACCGCUUCCAUUACAAGGGGGGGAAGUUUGUCUCCAGUCUGACCCUGGUGGCUGACCCUGGCUGGUUUAUAACAGAGGUAAGGCUUUGACACGUCACAUCUCAGUGAUGAUAUACCUAGUGUGCAUUCCAAAUGGCACCCUAUUCCCUAUAUAGUGCACUACUUUUGACUAGCUCUAUGGGCCCUGGUCAAAAGUAGUGCACUAUAUAGGGAGCAGAGUUCCAUUUGGGACAAGACCUUAGUGUCCAUGUGUGCUAUAAUGUGCUAUAAUUGAAGAAGUAGGCUAACAUUAAUUCCACUGUCUUUUAAGCCAUUACGUACUGACAUGGCUGCCUCUGUUUUCAGAGCAAGUCCAAACUGCCUUUCUGGCAGAACAGCAGUUCACCAGAGCCGCAGGGAUGGCAGCAUGGUUGGCACGGCUACGACAAUGAGUUUGUGGACAUGAGGGGCUUCUUCUUAGCACAGGGACCAGGUAACAACUGUCUGAUCAGUAGGCCUUCAUAGUCAUAGAAUUAUACUGAACAAAAAUAUAAACGCAACAUGCAACAAUUUCAAAGAUUUUACUGAGUUACAGUUCAUAGAAGGCAAUCUGUCAAUUGAAAUAAAUUCAUUAGGCACUAAUCUUUGGAUUUAACGACUGGGCAGGGGCACAGCCAUGGGUGGGUCUGAGAGGGCAUAGGCCCACCCACUUGGGAGCCAAGUCCACCCACUGGGGAGCCAGGCCCAGCCAAUCAGAAUGAGUUUUUUCCCCACAAAAGGGCUUUUUUACAGACAUAAAUACUCCUCAGCACUCCCUCCCCCGCCUCAGAUGAUCCCGCAGGUGAAGAAGCUGGAUGUGGAGGUCCUGGGCUGGCGUGGUUGCUCGUGGUCUGCGGUUGUGAGGCCGGUUGGAUGUACUGCCAAAUUCUCUAAAACGAUGUUGUAGGCGGCUUAUGGUUGAGAAAUUAACAUUACAUUCUCUGGCAACAGUUCUGUUGGACAUUCCUGUAGUCACAGCAUGCCAAUUGCAUGCUCCCUCAAAACUUGAGACAUCUGUGGCAUUGUGUUGUGUGACAAAACUGCAAAUUUUAGAGUGGAAUUAUUGUCCCCAGCACAAGGUGUACCUUUGUAAUGAUCAUGCUGUUGAAUCAGCUUCUUGAUAUGCCACACCUGUCAGGUGGAUGGAUUAUCUUGGCAAAGGAGAAAUGCUCACUAACAGGGAUGUAAACACAUUUGUACACAAAAUCUGAGAGAAAUAAGCUUUUUGUGCAUAUUUUCUUGGAUCUUUUAUUUCAGCUCAUGAAAAAUGGGACCAACACUUUACAUGUUGCGUUUAUAUUUAUGUUCAGUGUAUAUAUAGAUAUAGGAUCCCAAUGUACUGUGCAUAGUAAACACAGUGCCUGUGUACUACAGCAUCACUCUCAUAAGUAGUGAUCAUUAACAUGACCUGAGCUGUACUGCCUAUAACUUUAUUGAACUAUUGGAAUCAGGGUUGUUAUGACUCUUAUCAAUCUUAUCAUUAUCAAAUAACACUACUGUACUUUGGAAGUGACCCAUAAAAUAAUUUAUAUUCUGUCUGCUGUACUGUCUUUGCCAUGAUAACACCCACAGGUAUAAUAAUCAACAAAUUGUCUUCUUACCUACAGAUUUCAAGAGGAAUGUUCGUGCGGCCCCUAUCAGAGCAGUGGAUGUGUACAACUUGAUGUGUAGGACUCUGGGGAUUGUGCCUCUGCCCAACAACGGUUCCUGGUCCCGGGUGGAGUAUCUUCUCAGUGGCUCUGUGGGCCUGGCCUGGCCUAGUCCUCUCUGGGUUCUGGGUCUAAUGGCCCUGGUGCUGUCUCUACAGGCUUAGAACCGGAGAGAUUCUGUCAUUCACUAGAGUGGAUGAUGUCAUAGACCCACAUAGCUCCAUAAUGCACUGAUAAUGGCAGGCAGAGCCAUAGAUAUCCUAUUAAAUUCUUAUUUUGUGUUGUAAUUCCUAAUUCUAUGGGCAGAGCCAUGUAGUUGAGUUGGGCCAACUUUAAAAUGUUGUUCUAAUUCUAGACAUUCUGUUACAUAGCAUGAUUUAAAUAUUCCCAAUGUAAUGUUAAUGGGGAGCUAACA